Adineta steineri is the source of this 486-nucleotide messenger RNA. Lineage: Eukaryota; Metazoa; Rotifera; Eurotatoria; Adinetida; Adinetidae. The record is from the annotation of a GenBank genome assembly.
AUGUUGAGAUUUUUUUAUAUUAUAUUUUUUCUAUGGAUAUUUAAUGGUUUACAAUCAUUUUUCUAUGAUACAGAUCCAUUUGGAUUUGAUUGUUUAUAUUAUUUUUCACCUGACUCACAGUUUUCUGAAAUAGUUAAACAUUGUAUUCGUCCAAAUAACGACAAGAAUUUGACAACAGUAGUUUAUUUUAUUAAUAUAUCUGAUCAAUCUUUUACUUUCAAUGAAUUAUAUCAUUUGAAUGUUACCUCAAAUGAAAUUCUUCGAUGGUCGUCAUCAAUUGAUGUUGCUGAACAAUAUCAAUAUUAUCUCGAUCAACCAUUUGAAUCUAAUUUAUCGAAUCAAACUUUUUUUAAUUGUACACGUCCAUGGUCUGGAUCUCGAUGUCAAUAUGCAUUAGAAUUAAACGAAGAUGAAUUAGUCCAAAAUUCAUUUAAAAUGACUUUAACAAAUAAUAUGUUUCGACAAACGUGUUACAUUCUAUUAUAA